This is a messenger RNA of Lactuca sativa (garden lettuce), 446 nucleotides long. Its product is annotated as high mobility group B protein 3. NCBI's taxonomy places the organism in Eukaryota, Viridiplantae, Streptophyta, Magnoliopsida, Asterales, Asteraceae. The record is from RefSeq and is a predicted model, not a curated record.
UCAUUCAGGAUCAAACGAUGAAAGGAGGCAAAUCAAGCGGUGCUACGAGGAAAGCCGAUACCAAGUUGGCUGUAAAGAAGACUGCAGCCAAGGGGAAAGCAGCUAAGGAUCCCAAUAAACCCAAGAGACCCGCUAGCGCCUUCUUUGUGUUCAUGGAGGACUUUAGAAAGCAGUUCAAAGAAGAUCACCCUAACAACAAAUCUGUUGCUGCUGUUGGUAAAGCUGGUGGGGCAAAAUGGAGGUCAAUGUCCGACUCUGAAAAGGCACCUUUUCAAGCCAAAGCUGAAAAAAGAAAGAAGGAAUAUGAGAAGAACUUGGACACCUACAACAAAAAACUUGCUGGAGGUGGUAAUGAUGAUGAUGAUGAGGAUUCUGACAAAUCUAAGUCUGAAGUAAAUGAUGAAGCAGAUGAGGAUGAAAGUGAUGAUGAGAAAGAUGAUGACUGA